UUGGCUAAGAUCAAGUGUAGUAUCUGUUCUUAUCGACCGAAGACGAGUGUAAGCCUCGGGUUUGAAGGUUAGAUAAGAAUAGACGAGGGUCUUCUCGUAUAAGCGCCCUCGGCGUGGGAAAACCCGGAUUACGUAAUCACGUAAACACGUGUUUCGUUCUCUGGGAAUUUCCACGGUAUAACGCUUGAUCUAGAGAAACCUGCUAGCACCAGGGCUUAGCAGGACCGCGCCCACAGCUUGGGAACGCCUCUAGAACACGCCCUGACCACGCCCACCAAAAUGGUUCCUCCAACAGAAAACGACAUGGACACGCCCACGGACACGCCCACGGACACGCCCAAAGCCACGCCCACUGGAAAGACUAUGUCUUACAGGGAGGCCGCUUUACAACAGCGAAAACCAACCGUCUUUCGGUCUUUCGCAGCCCUGCGGACAGUACGUCUGCGAUACGACAGCACACCAGUCUCUGCGGCGGAGGUCCUGCGCGCCUUCCUGGGGACAGAAACCGCCGACAUUGUCGGCACCGCCCAGGUGGUCUCUGGCCUAGAGGUCACCUUCAAAACCGAGCAGUCAGCUGUUCUCGCUGCCUCUCGAGGCCUCGACGUCGGCGGCCGCCACUACCAACUCGCCCCAGUCUCCGUGCGCAGAACGGCAGUCUCCGUAUUUGUGCCUGUUGAGUUCCCGGAUGACACCUUCCGCGACUUGAUGACCAGAUACGGAGACCUACACUCUAUUUCGCGGCUUCAUCACAAAGAGCCCGACCUGGCUGCUUUCGAAAAUGGAUGCCGCCUUGUCCUGUACGACAAGUUACUCCGUGACCUGCCAGCCCGCCUAACAACAAACGGAGCCUCUCUGAGCUUCAAAUAUACUGGGCAACCUCAGAGUUGCCUAAGAUGCUCAGAGAUAGGCCACGGUGUGAAAGAAUGCACCAAACCGCGCCGACGCCCUCAUCGCCGUCGUCGAGAAGAACUCACCACCGAACAGGAGCGCAUGCAGUGCGCGCAGGAGGAGGAGACACUCCCACCACUAUCGCCGGAUCUGCCGCUACCGACAGAGACGGCCUCUGACAGCGAAAAGGACCAGGACGAGGCAGCUGCCCCCGCAACAGCGCAAGAGCACACAAUCUCCGCGGAUUCCCUUAUACCAACAGAGUCCUCCCCAAAGACCGGCACCGAGGAACCCUCCCCGAAGACCGGAGAGAAAAGACCACCCGGUCUUCACUUAACGGACUCUCCCCCGCGAAAGGAAAGUCGAGCUGGAAGUCGAGCUGAAAACGAGCGGGCUUUCGUAAAAGAUCUCAAAUCAGACGCCCGCAGAAUCGCUGGAGUGGACUCAAGCUCCCGACUGGACGCACUCGCCCUCUUUCUCCAGCACAAGCACGGUGAUUACACGCACCAAAAGCUGCGACUCGCUGGACACGCAGCACAGAGCGAACUCCGCACCCGAUGGGAGAACAUGAAGGGGGAGCAGCGUGCUAAACAGCUGUUUGACAAGCUCUACCGCCAACAUUUCCAACACCUCUACGAGGCUAAGGGUGACAAGAGCAAAACUAACUUAGUGGUGUACAUCUUUAAACUCAUACUAUGGUGUCUGUGGACUGCAAGGAACACUUCUCUAUUCGAGAAGAGACAAGCAGAAAUAGUCAGUGUAGCUAAAUAUAAGAUCAGAGAGAGGAUAGAGAGGGACGCGGCCGUCCUCGGACCUCUUGCCGCGUAUAGCCGCUGGGGCAUCAAUGAUGUCCUCUGCUGCUGGCGGGGCGAGGCCCUCUCUGUCCUCGUAUAGCACACAAUAAAACCGGGCAACCCAGGGCAACUCGCCCCGGGCCCCAUCGCAUUACUUCUCCUUCCCUUGCCUAUCGCUGUCCACUUAAUUGUGCGCAUGGCGAUCUGGCUACCCCCCUCUUUUCCACCACUGUCCACUUAAUUGUAAGCACGGUGGCUGGAGAAACAUCAAUACCCCCUCCGCCCCUCACUGUCCUCCCACCUGUGGAAACAGCGAGGAGGCCAACAUGUAUCCAAUGUACAACUCCAAAUAUAUAAUGCCAUAAGCGGUGAAAUAAACCGCGUGAACAAUGGGAGGAGCGAGGCUUCCGGGGGGAUUAACGCCUCUGUCGUGCAAGAGCCGGAGAGGCGGAUUUCUCCCGGGAUCCCUCUCUUCUCUAAAACUACACAUUAUCGAUAUUGUCAAAACAACCAUUGUAAUCAAGAUUAGAUAUAGUCCUCAACUGGAUUUAAAGAUUGUAUAAUGGAUUUGAUUUAUUGUAAAUAAACUAUUCAAAUACAAAAAAAAAAA
Messenger RNA from Nematostella vectensis (starlet sea anemone), 2292 nucleotides. RefSeq lists its product as uncharacterized. The transcript has 2 exons. The record is from RefSeq and is a predicted model, not a curated record. Lineage: Eukaryota; Metazoa; Cnidaria; Anthozoa; Actiniaria; Edwardsiidae. Bases 280 to 1782 code for a protein of 500 amino acids.